This is a messenger RNA of Staurois parvus, 783 nucleotides long. The record is from the annotation of a GenBank genome assembly. Lineage: Eukaryota; Metazoa; Chordata; Amphibia; Anura; Ranidae.
AUGGUUGGAUAUCCUAAAGGCAUGGAUAUUAUGGAAGUUCUAAGAAGACAAAUCCCAGUGAAGAUGACCAUUACUGUAGGGACUCGCCAUGUCCAGGAAUUUAUUAGUGGUCAGUCGGUAGUGUUUGUGGCUAUUGCCUUUAUCACCAUGAUGAUCAUAUCCUUGGCCUGGCUCAUUUUCUACUAUAUACAACGGUUUUUGUAUACAGGAGCUCAGUAUGGAAAUCAGAGCAACCGUAAAGAAACCAAAAAAGCAAUCAGCCAGCUUCAGCUACACAGGGUGAAAAAAGGAGAAAAGGGAGUCGAUUUUGAGGCAGAGAAUUGUGCAGUAUGUAUAGAGAACUACAAACCCAAAGACGUUGUGCGCAUUCUUCCAUGCAAGCAUAUUUUCCACCGGUUGUGUAUAGACCCAUGGCUACUUGAGCACAGAACAUGUCCAAUGUGUAAAUUGGAUGUUAUUAAAGCGCUUGGAUAUUGGGUGGAGCCUGAAGAACCUCUGGAAAUCCCUGUGCCUGAAUCCAUUGCUGGCAGCAGCCUCUCAGUGGGGACUUUAAGUUUUGCCCAAGAGGAGAACCGAAGUGAAAUAAACAACCUGCCUACUUCUUCAACAGGUGACACUCUACAACAGUGUAGUAUUGCCAAGGAGGAUGCAGGGGAGACUACGGCAUUGCUUGGUGAGUGCUUUGCUCCUGACGAGUUGUUUUUUUUUUUUUUUUUUUUCUUCUUUUCGUAUCUUAGAUUUUUAGAGGUGUUUUCACUUCUAUUUGGCAGCAUAGGUGACUGA